CAUAGACUGAACAUACGAUAGUAAAUUAAACAGAUUGCCGUCACAUUCCACGGUGGAGUUUGGUAUCUAUUUAACAGAUAGUUACUGCUGACGAUAUUGAACAUAUUCGUCUCAAUACAAGUCCAAUUUAGAAGGACGUUUUUCCGCGACCUCGUUCCGUUUGAAAUUGUGGUGAUAGUACGUUAGCUGCCACCACACUGAGUGGAUUUACCAGAACAGCCCUAAGUUAGCAAACGAGUGCUAUGGGGGGUGCGGAGAAAGCGAAAGAAAAAUUCGUGCAAGGAGCCGAGAAAGUGAAGCACACCGCGGCCAAAGUAACUCACACGGUAGUCAACAAAGCCACACCCGGGCCCAGCAAGGACAAAGAUAAGGUCAAGCAAUCCCACGGCAGGCACGGCACACCCGGCAGCGUUGGUGCAGGCCUGUACGAUGUCCAAAACACACACGCGACCAAGUCUGGGGCGGGUGUGGUCCACGCCGAAUUAGGCCGAGACACGGAUGUGAUCCACACGGAUCUGCGAUCCAAGCCCAACAGUGGGGUGGUGAAGGGCGCCAUGGCUGCUGACGACCCGAAACAGGACUCCAUUUUCGCGGGGUUGACACGCGCGGAGAAGGCCAUAGCGGCGCUGUCUCCCCGAGGUUCGGGAUCGGGCGCCGACCCACACGCUUUCAAACAAGAAAAGGGACACGGGCAUGGACAUGCGGCUAGCUCGCCCAGAGGGUCUGGGGUGAAGAGCGUGGAGCAGGUGGUCGGGUGGUGCUCGUGGUGCUACAAACGCGUGCCGCAGGACAUGGUGUCCCGCAAUUACCUGUCGAGAAACGUGUACAAAUGCACCAUCUGCCACAACCGCACUCUGGCGUGCAGAGUCAGUACAGUCACAGGCUGCAAAGGCUUCUCUCGAGGACACGAUAGCUGGGAUGAUGAGUUGUGUUCUGUGUGCGAAAAGCGUAUACCGGGCUGGGGCCACCCUGAACCAACCCCGCCACACGGCUACUGCUCGUGGUGUUAUAGGGACACGAUACAUACGCACAUACAGUCCAAUCUUAUCAGGAGAGACAAGUCAGAGUGCUCGCAUUGUGGCAACCGUACUGUGCCCUGUAUGGUGCUGGGGGGCUGUGCGAACUUUGCACGCGCCAACACCCAGGUUCCGGAUACCCACUGCGCGUACCACCAGGACAAGAUAGCCGACUGGGAAGAUCUUGAGAGAAAUAUAUCACACGCUAAAGCAAGGGGCGAAGUGUACCUUACCAAACACAAUCGUUACGAAUCAUACGCCCAGCCACGCACAGGUUGUUCUGCGGAGGCUCUGGUGGACGGCAAAGACUUCCUGUGGUCCGUUUCCGAAGCCAUUGAGAACGCGCAGAGCACCAUCCUCAUGUCAUUCUGGCAAAUGCACCCCUACGUGCACAUGCGACGAGACGCGGCAGACUCCACUCUGGAUAAACACGACUAUUACAGGUUCGAUACCAUGUUGAAACGAAAAGCCGACCAAGGGGUGAAGAUAUACGUGCUACUAUGGGACGAACCCCAUACAUGGGCUGUCAACAACUUCUCUUCAGAGUCAGCAGACGUCCUGCGCUCACUGCACAAGACGAAUAUCAAGGUCAUGAGACAUCCCCAGCACUUUGAUCCGCAGAACAUUCUCUGGACACACCAUCAGAAAUACCUGGUCAUGGACCAUCAGGUCGCAUUCGUGGGUGGCUUCGAUGUGUGUUCGGGAAGGUACGACACCGUGUCGCAUCGCGUGACUGAUGGAAAGCGCGAGCGAUGGCCCGGACAGGACUAUUUCAACCCUCAUCAAGCAGGCAUAGAGAGCAUCUACAAUCCAUACCGUGACGUUCUUGAUCGUAAAUCCACCUCGCGAAUGCCGUGGCACGAUGUGUCAGUCAAAGUGAAGGGGCCAGUGGUAGAUGAUUUAGUGCGCAAUUUCGUACAACGCUGGAACCACCAUUUAAUUGACACAGAGACGUCCUUUUCCGUGCCGAUGGCAGAGGGCGUCACGUCGUCGCAGCCACUCAUCAGUCUGCCCAAUUGGCUCGGCGGAUCGUCAGCGUCGGAUAAACCACCAAUUCUGGCGAUGAAAGGGGGACAGUAUGAUGUCAAGCGUCAGAUGGACGAUGUCACUGCCGUCGCCGAAUCAGGCAUGCCCCGCAGACAGACCACCCACGCCAUCUUGGUGGAUAUACACAACGUCGAGGAAGUAUAUACCAGCGAACCCAGCGAUAGUAGCCAAUCAAAGAGGCACAAGACGGCGGAGACCCCUACCGAUGUCCUGGAGAACUGGAAGCUUGAGCAGGAGUCGGAGGAUGAUGCACCUAAUAUGGAAGAAAAGGCAGGCACAUGCACCAUCCAAGCCAUCCGGUCGAUUUGCCAUUGGUCGGGCGGCAUAGCAACGGAGUCGUCUAUCUAUGGUGCAUACAUGAAGACCAUCCAGCAGGCCCAGCACUUUAUCUAUAUCGAAAAUCAGUACUUUGUUUCAGGCUGCGCGGGUGGUGGGGUGGAGAACGAGAUAUGGAAGGCUCUUAUGGAUAAAGUGUUCGAGAAGAUAGAUAAGAAGGAGAAGUUUCGUCUGUACAUUACAGUCCCCACACCUGAAGACCGCGGAGUUCAAGCCAAGGGUAUCCUGAAGUUCCAGUCCAUGACGCUGAGUCAAGGUGGCCAGUCGAUGGUGGAGCAGUUGCUGUCCAGAAACCCAGAGAUAGAGAAUGUGGACGAUUACAUCACCGUCACCUUCUUAAGGCAAAAAGGUGUGCUUCCCAACGGUGAACACUGCACGGAGAAGGUGUUUGUGCACUCUAAGAUUAUGGUGGUGGACGAUAAAGUGGCCCUCAUUUCGUCGGCAAACAUAAACGAUCGGAGUUUACUGGGACACAGAGACUCAGAAUUGGGUGUCCUGAUCCAUGACAGUGACCUGGUACCGGGACGUAUGAACGGAGUAGAUACAAAGGUAGGUAGGUUUGCUCAGGAAUUGCGCAUGCAACUCAUGGCCGAGCACUUGGGUUGGCUGGUGGAGUCCGAUGAUGGACACAUGUUCACCAGAGAUCGCCGCGUAGAUGAGGAAUUGCCUAAUAAGGGAAAUACAAAGGAAACCACGGUGAAUGAGAAAACGGGGACGCACGCGGACACUCCGGACAGUGAUCGGAGUCGCCGGAAUAGGUGUAAAAUAAGAAUCAACUCGAUUGUACACGGACGUGAAUAUAAGAAUAUGAAGGUUUCUGAAGAGCCGGAGAAGGCCAACUGCAUAUGCGGGCAAGCCGAUUGUAGUGAGGAUUGUCAGCUACUGCUACAGGGCACUGAAGAUCUUUCAAAUACACGCACUACUACACAAGACACCACGGAAACACACACAUCACACACACACAACGGCACACAUCCACACGUGCACGCCCACACACUCACGACGAUGGAUACAGAUAGCAUGAACCAAUCUGGGAAGCGUAGUACCGGUGAUGGCAAGAGUGUAAGAGAAAAUGAUAAGCACAGAAAGUGCGUGGUGAGUGGUAUCACCAUAGGUGACGAGGCCGAAGUUCGGGAGCGAUUGCUGGACCCCGUGUGCGACGCAUUCCACAAAGACGUCUGGUUAAAACUGGCCAAUCAGAACACGCGGAUUGUGGAGCAGGUGUUCGACUCUAUUGUGUGCAACAAGCACGCCACGUGGGAUGAAUUCAGCGAGUAUUGGGACAAGCCUCCGCAUAGAGAUAAAACCCAUCUGCUGGAAAAUUACCAGGGGUUGCUGACUAUGUAUCCGCUUCACUUUCUUGGAGGGGACACGCUUACAACGAAUGAGGCUAUGGUGCUGGGGGAUGUUCUUUUCCAGUGAUAAUUUUUUAGUGCAUCAUCUACUGAAGUGUGUCUCUAUUUUCGAAAUAAAAUACAAUUCAACUUAUUUGCUAUACAAUGAACAUUGAUUUCCU
This is a messenger RNA of Sphaeroforma arctica JP610, 3915 nucleotides long. RefSeq lists its product as hypothetical. The record is from RefSeq and is a predicted model, not a curated record. The transcript has 20 exons. Gene Ontology annotation, molecular function: catalytic activity. The coding region runs from base 243 to 3821 and encodes 1192 amino acids. NCBI's taxonomy places the organism in Eukaryota, Ichthyosporea, Ichthyophonida.